Messenger RNA from Uncinocarpus reesii 1704, 1683 nucleotides. RefSeq lists its product as uncharacterized. The record is from RefSeq and is a predicted model, not a curated record. The coding region runs from base 1 to 1683 and encodes 560 amino acids. Gene Ontology annotation, molecular function: translation initiation factor activity; guanyl-nucleotide exchange factor activity. NCBI's taxonomy places the organism in Eukaryota, Fungi, Ascomycota, Eurotiomycetes, Onygenales, Onygenaceae. The transcript has 3 exons. Gene Ontology annotation, biological process: cytoplasmic translational initiation. Gene Ontology annotation, cellular component: guanyl-nucleotide exchange factor complex; eukaryotic translation initiation factor 2B complex.
AUGCCUCACUCCGGCCCCCCGCUGGGGUUCCAGGCCCUAAUACUCUGCGGCCCUGGGGUGUCGUUAAACACGUUCACGUCUAUUCCGGAAGAAUUCCCCAAGGCUCUAGUACCGAUCGCAAACCGCCCGAUGGUUUGGUAUCCCUUGGAUUGGUGUUAUCGCAUGGGAAUUACAAAUAUCACACUUAUUACGCCCCAAUCCAGCAAAGCUGCAUUAGAAGCCUCCUUAUCACAAAACCCCCAUCUCACAUCCCUUCCGUCCCCGUCCGCAACGAUCCUCGCUCCGGAGAGUUUAACUCUUACCACAGGAACUGCAGAACUCCUCCGCCUCCCAGAGAUUCAAGCAUGCAUAAAGUCGGAUUUCAUAUUGCUUCCCUGUGAUUUAGUGUGCGAAGUUCCCGGCGUCACCUUCCUAGAAGCAUGGAUGACGGCGCAUGGCGCUCUAGAUGCUUCAUGGGACGGGGACUGGCUUGAAUCAAGGACCUCGAGUUUGGUGGGCGUAGGCGGCGAACGAUGUGGACGAAGGGGCGGAAUCAGCGUGUGGUACCCCACUGCACCCAACGGUGCAAAAACAAAGACCGAAGUUGCUGAUUUUGUUGCGCUCACGCCUUUAGACAAAGAUGAGGCACCUGCAGUACGUGCAGGUAGCAAUGGCUCGUCGUCUUUGGCUAAACUAGUCUAUACGAUGCCAAUGGAUAGCUUGAAGGAUGCAAUGGAGGAGCACCAGGCGCUGCUACUUCGGCAUUCGUUAUUGAAACGCCAUGGCAAAAUCAAAAUGCUAACAACCUAUCGAGAUGCGCAUAUCUAUAUAUUGCCGUACUGGGUCAAGGAAAUGGCAUUGAUGAACGAAAAAUUCGAAAGCAUCAGCGAAGAUCUAGUGGGUUGGUGGGCCAAGGCGGAAUGGCAAAGUGGCCUAGGAGAGAAACUGGGUCUGCGAGAGAUUUUCGACCCGGACAGAGAUCACGGAAACAAAUUUGGCAACAGGCGUGACCAAGUGGAAGAAGACAUCGACCUGAUGGCUAUGAGCACAACAAAAUCCACGCGGUGGUUGGAUAUCAACCCUAACGGUACGAUGUCCCGGUCCAAGCCCGGCCCCUUGGCUCGCAGCGACACACUUCAGGAGAUCGAAGUAUUACCCUCACCGGACAAGCUUAUCGUCCCUCCUGUCCUGGCAUACAUACAUUCAUCCAAGCCAUCCGAACCUAUCCUCCGACGCGUCGACAACUCCGCCCUGCUCCUGUCUACCUCUCUCCGCCUCGCAAAACUCGAAGCUAUCAGUGAUGCCGGCGAAUCUUGCUCCUCACUUGCCCAUCAAAACAAAAUUGCUCAUCCAGCUGGCAUCGCCCAGCGCUGUACUGUCACCAAGGCAGACUGCCUCAUUGCUGAAAACGUCACAGUUGAAGAAAAAGCAGUUGUCAAGGAGUCUGUUGUGGGCGCGAAUUGUCAUAUAGCCAGCGGUGCGCGCCUCACUCGCUGCCUGCUUAUGGAUGGCGUCAUUGUCGGCGAACGAAGCCAGCUUACGGAUUGCAUUAUUGGGCGGAGAAGUAAGAUUGGACUUCCUGACGAUACGGAUGCGAAGAACGAGCAGUUUAUGAUAUUUGAGGGCUUGGAUGAUGAGAUGGCUGGCCUCAGUGGCGGCGAGGAGGGCGAUGGAUUAGAUAUGAGUGACAAAUUCAAGGCUUAA